AAAGACGCCUUCUGCCUAUGUGACAACUUAUGUAAACAGAACUGCAUAAUGUAGUAGCAUACUGGAGUGAAUUUUUUCUUUUUCCCCUUCCACAAUGCAGUUAUUAUAUGUACGCAUGUCCCUCUCACGCAUGUGAAAAAAUUUGUUACAUACCGCUAACCAUGCUAAGGGCGUACAUUUUUAAAAUUAUCCCUGCUGUGACGUGCCGGGAUCCCUCGCCCAAGUGCGCGUUCUCCCCAGCCGCUCCCUCCAAUGAACGGUCUUUCGCGACUUAAAUCUCGCACUUGCAAACCAGCAGCUCGGAAAAAGUUACACAUUUUUUGCGACGAACAGAGCUACGCUGAUAAUUUGACUCGCCUCUACAUAUACAAUCAGCUGGACGGAAAAAACACAACUGAGAAAAAGGCAUAUAUGGCAUAUAUGGCAUAUAGCGAAAAUGUAAACAAAUAUGUGGGGAAAGUAACGGCACAUUUAAAAAUUAACAGAGGGAAUGGAAACAUCAUAUUUUCGGUUCCCACCUUUUUGGACAUUUUUUUCUUUAAUUACUUCAAAUUUAAUUGCAAAUCCAAAUUAGUGUUUCUGCACAGCGUGUUAAACAUAAAGACGCACGAAAAGACGCAAUUCCGUCCGAAGCAGGAACAAAAUGAAAAAAAAAAAAAAAAAAUUUUAACACACUUGUGCCAAAUUCUUGUAAACUCCAACACGAAUUAUGUGCAGGAAAUACGUCAAAAGUACGUAAACAAAUUUUAUCAGUCAAAUGAUAGGGACAAGGGAGACCUCUCCAAUCAACAGCCAAAGGUUAAGUGUACCCCCCACGCCAUUAUCCCUUUAAGCAGCAGAAGAACGUUUAUGCAGGACAUACUAAAUCAAACACAAAAUUUAAAAGACUUGUCAAUUCUCAUUUGCAUUGUAAGAAAAGCGUCUUCGUUCCACACGUUCGAUUGCUCCAAAAUAGUAGACGCCCUGUUGAGAAAGCUUUACUCACUUAUUCACAAUCUCUCCUUGGCGGUGAAACCCAACUGUGCAAGUAGUUUGGGCCACUCCUCCUCCCUAACCCUAAUCGAUAAGAGUAAAAUAGAACAGACCAAAACGGUAACCAUACGGGACCUUCUUUAUUCCUUCUACCAACUUGUCUACCUCCAGGGGGGCCCGAAAAUCCAGUUUAUUUUUUUGAAAAUUCUGGCCAUCCUUGGGAGGGGCGGCCAGGGCGCCUGGGGGGAAGCGGCGGUCGAAGCGAAAGAAGCGAAUGCGAACCCUACAACUUCUCUCCCCCCCGCGCGCAACCUCUUCCUCUCGAACAAAGACAUCGAGCAGCUCCUCUUCCUCCUCAGCAAGAAUGCCCACCUAAACGGCCACUUCAUGCACCCCCUAGUUAUGCGCUUCUAUGUGAAGCUGUUCACACUAAGUCCCUCAGUCACUUACUUUAACAAAUUAAUUAAACAAAACGGUGAAGCAAAUUAUGCCUUCUGCCCGAUUUCUAUGUUUCCAAAAAGCUCUCCAUCCUACCUCGAAUUUUUAAAAAAAACGGAUGUGAAAAACUACUUCCACACCUUCUAUCAAACGUUAUGCAUCAAAUAUUUGUUAAAAAGAAGAGCACUUUUUUGUGAAAAAUUGAGCAGCUUCGACCAUUCUGCGUGCCCAGGUAUGACCCACUCACCUCGUCUGAGCCACUUUGUACUUUACCAAAAUAUAGUUAACAAAAUAAUCGCUCGGUCUUUUUAUCUUUAUCAAGAGAAAGUCAUUCCGAAGGGGAAAUACUCCCACAAGUGGGUUCACACCACUACAAACAGUGCACGUCAAAAAUAUGAAAAAAAUUUCAUCUACGACUUUACCAAAUGUAAGUUUUUUUAUUUAAUAUACAUCAGAGCAAUUAUGCGAGGAAGAAGAAGAGGGAAGCCACUCGGAAAAUGCACACCACGUGGUCCUCGUGAAAAAGAAGCGACACAGAAAUUGUCAACCGUAGAGGCAUCUUAG
This is a messenger RNA of Plasmodium vivax (malaria parasite P. vivax), 1974 nucleotides long. RefSeq lists its product as hypothetical. Lineage: Eukaryota; Apicomplexa; Aconoidasida; Haemosporida; Plasmodiidae. The transcript has a single exon. The record is from RefSeq and is a predicted model, not a curated record. The coding region runs from base 253 to 1974 and encodes 573 amino acids.